Molecule: messenger RNA, 1306 nt
Organism: Hemicordylus capensis (graceful crag lizard)
Lineage: Eukaryota; Metazoa; Chordata; Lepidosauria; Squamata; Cordylidae
Exons: 7
Coding region: 62-1030 (322 amino acids)
Source: RefSeq, a predicted model, not a curated record
UUGUGAGCACAAGCUGAGCCUUGAGUUGGAGACAAGAGAAGAUCAAAUCUUAGCAGAAAACAUGUCUCACUUGCUUGGCUACCCAGGAGAGGAGGAGGACCAGUUUUUCAGAGCGAGCCCAACCCUAGGUUGGGACGAUUCAGACAUUUCUCUCAGUAGCCAGAAUGACAUGGAGCUGAGCCAAGGGGAUGCUCUGGAUGAGUCCACAGAUGUUGUCCUGGAUGAAAGCGGGCCUCUCCUCAGGUGCCUCAAGAGAAUCUACCGGAAGGGGAAGAAGGAAAAGACCAGGCGGCGCAGAAGCAUCACUCCAGUCCCUGAUCUCUCUGCUAUGGCGACGAUUUGGGAAGAAAAUGAGUCCCCUGGUUCUGUCCAGGAGCCUGAGUUCUUGAUGGCCUCUUGGAAGAGCACCAUGGACUAUUUCAACAGUAAAAGUGAGGAUGAGCUGAUGAAGAAAUGUUUCUUGAGGUUCUUAUCCAUCCUCAGCAAGACAAUCAACUGGAGUAACAUGACCGAAUUCUUUAUGGAUAACUUCACGACCGACGUGGUGGGAACCAUUACGGAGAUGGUAAAGAGAGAGCCUCCAGAGCCCAGCACAAUCUGCCUUCAUGCCAUGAGUGCCGUCAUUGACUUGAGCAAGAGGCACAUCAUGAAAGUCAUGGGGUCCUAUAAGAAGGGCAUCUUGCUUCGGACCUUCUUCAAGAGCGUCUUUGCCCUUUCCCCUGCAAAAAUGGUGCAAGAGGAAGGAACAGUUGAUGCUUCCAGUAUCCAAUACACCAAGAACCUCUUCAUCGGAACAUACCAGACUUUCAGUGAAAUGCUCCAGCAGCUGAUGGUGGAGAACCCAGUUCCUUCGGAGCUGGAGAGGAUCUUGCAGGCAAGCCACUUAAAGAGAGGGGACGGGGGAUGUUGGGAGAGUACUCGUGGUUUCCUCGUGUGCUUAGAGAAGCGGGACACUAACCCAGUUCUAGAAGAUAAGCCCCAGGUUUCCAGACAGAGAAAUACUGAGGCUGUUCACACAGCUGAAAACUAGUAAGACAAGUGUCCUACCCAGGUUUGGGAGCUGCGUGUGCUCCCGAUUUUUGCUUGUGUGGGAGCAAAGAACUAGGUAGGAGGAGGGAGAAGUGAUUGUGUGGGAGGCAGGAGCUGGGGAGGGCAGUGCCAUCCUACCCAACUUUCAGACCCAACUUUUGACAACUGAAAAUUUGGGGAAUGCACAGCUCCCAAACCUGGGUAGGACACUUGUUCUACCCAGUUUUUGGUUCCGUGAAUAGCCUCACUCUGCUUUAAAACAGUCCUUACCACUUUU